Copidosoma floridanum is the source of this 963-nucleotide messenger RNA. RefSeq lists its product as uncharacterized. NCBI's taxonomy places the organism in Eukaryota, Metazoa, Arthropoda, Insecta, Hymenoptera, Encyrtidae. The record is from RefSeq and is a predicted model, not a curated record.
AUGGCCCCGAGUCCCAUCAAAAAGUUCUAUCCAUUUCCAUCAGAAAACCAUGCAGCAGAAAGACGUAGAAAAUGGUUGGAAGCGAUGCAGCCAAAAAACACUGAUGGUUCUCCGUGGGAACCAACACCUUAUUCUCGUAUUUGUUCUCAUCAUUUUGCAAAUAAUAAAAAAUCAGAUGAUCUUCUGCACCCUAGUUAUGUUCCACAAAUUUUUGAUGAAGAAAGCAGAGUAAGGGUGAAUGCAGCUGUUCAUAGCUAUGAAUGUGAUGUAAAACGUAAACAUAUUUCUGAUUCUGCAGCUGCAGUUAAUGAUGCUGGUCCAGUGUCAUGUGAAGCUCAAACUCAAAUUACAUCAGCAAUGGUAAAGAAAGUUGAAAAUAGUGAAAUCUGUUCGAAAGGAUUUCAUGGAUUUGUAAGCCUGUCUAAUACGAAUCAAUUUGUCGAUCUAGCUAGAGUGAUGCCUCAAGUGUUCCAAUUAAUGCUCAAAAUUUUGUCUCCAACAACAGAAACUGUGCAAGCAACUAUGCCAACUUCCUUCAAGCAAGAGUACAAGAACUGCAGAAUAAUUAUUGAUUGUACAGAAUUUGAGGUGGAACAGCCAGUUUCUAUAGAGCAAAGAGUCCGAUUUUACUCCCAUUAUAAGAAGGGAUACAGGGUUAAAGUGCUAGUAGGGUGUACUCCCUCAGGAUUUGUUUCUCUUUUGAGUAAGUGCCAUGGUGGACGUGCCAGUGACUCCCAAAUUACUGUAUCAUCUGGUAUUUUGGACCUUUUAGAACCAGGAGACCUUGUACUUGCAGAUAAGGGAUUCCCUCAGAUUAAAACUUUGUUAGAUGAUUCUGGAAGAGAUGUUUUAGUUGUAAUGCCUCCUUUUUUAGAAAAUAAGCAUUUUACUGCAGAAGAAGUUGACAAANGAAAUAGUAGUUUUCCUACGAAACAUUUGGGUAUGAUUAACAUGAUGUGUUAA